Molecule: messenger RNA, 6512 nt
Organism: Choloepus didactylus (southern two-toed sloth)
Lineage: Eukaryota; Metazoa; Chordata; Mammalia; Pilosa; Megalonychidae
Gene: NPR2
Product: natriuretic peptide receptor 2
Exons: 22
Coding region: 1785-4952 (1055 amino acids)
Biological process (GO): intracellular signal transduction; protein phosphorylation; cGMP biosynthetic process
Cellular component (GO): membrane
Molecular function (GO): guanylate cyclase activity; peptide hormone binding; natriuretic peptide receptor activity
Source: RefSeq, a predicted model, not a curated record
UGAGAGAUGUGUGACUCUUCCUUUCAUUUGAAUACUUAGAGGCCACUGUAGGGUUAUUAAUUGGACUAAUUUCAACAUUGUUGUGUCUCAGGGAACAGGGAGGCUUGAGAAGAGGGAGAGAGAUUGGGGAAUGGCCAGUCAGCAGAGCAGUCAGAACACACAAAGUUAUCAAUUAAGUUCACUGUCUUAUAUGGGUGCAGUUCAUAGUGACCCAAAACAAUUACAGUAGUAAUAUCAAAGAUCACUGAUCACAAAUUACCAUAACAGAUAUAAUAAUAAUGAAAAAUUUGAAAUAUUGUGAGAAUCACAAAAAUGUGACACAGAGACAAGAAGUGAGCUCAUGCUGUUGGGAAAAUGGCACCAAUAGACUUGCUUGACACAGGGUUGCCACAAACCAUUAAUUUGCAAAAAAACACAAUAUACGGGAAGCAGAAUAAAGUAGAGCACAAUAAAUGAGACACUCCUGUGGCCAAAGCCUUUCUCAAGCAGUCAAGCAGUCAAGUCAAGCAGAGAGAAACUGGAAAGCAUUUUAUUUCUCUGGAAUCCUAUAGCCUUGGAGGCAUGCUCUAGUUUAGAGCAAACUUGAGGAUCCAGAUUUAGUUGUGAAGUCUUUAGCGCUGAACUGGUGGUUGGUUUUGGGUCACAGGAGCCUAACACGGAGAAGAUUAGAAAUGGUGGUCUCAGAAUUCAGCCAGGGUCUUGAGGUCCCUUUAGCCUGAAUGUGACUGGGGUUAGGAUUUCUUUCCACUAAGGAACAGAGCAGUUUGGAAACUACAGCAGCUUCUAGAAGCUAGCCAAUUUGAUGUUCAGCAACUUGGAUCUGGACCAGAAAUAAGCUGACUCCUUCCCAGGAAAGAUUAUAUAGGGACUGUCUACGGAGUAGGAAGAGGUCAAACCGACCCUACAGAGCGAAGAUUGGACCCUGGCUGGGUGCUGCUCAGGCGAGAAAAAUACAUAGAUUUCCAAGGCUUUGUAUGGGUUUCAGUGGGGCCACCAUAUACUGGCAAAAUCAUGUUGUCUGUAUCAACAAGAGCAGUGAUAACACUUGGAUAAUUGGAAUAUACAGAUAAUCAAAGAUCUCUUUUAUCUAAUAUUUUCAGCCUCCCCACCCCAAAUGAAAAAAUUGAAAACCUUUCAGUGGAUGCUAAUAAGAAACUACAUUAAGUGAUUUCACUUUCCUCUCCCUGACCUUUUUCAUUUUCUAGUUUCAGUGGCCAGUUGGAAGAAAGAGGGAACGGGCAAAUGCUUGAAAGUUUAGUCAUGAACAUAAUGAAGAGUUGUCCUUAAUAUUCAAAAUAAUGACAUAACAUACACUUGAACUUGUCUGGGACUCUGGAUAACAGUGUUGACUGGUCCUCGCUGGGGACUGCAGGUGUUCCGGAAAGCCUUGUCUGGGUCUUAGGUGGCCAUUACACUCUAAGCACGGGGCUUUAUACUGUAAGUUCCAUGAGUCAGAAGAAUACCUGUAAAGAGCCCCACCUUAGAGAUCAGGAAACCUGGUUCUAGUCUCUGCUCUGCUCUUAAAAGGUCAGGUAUUAUUUGGUUGACCCUCUGUCUAUGUUAGAGCCAUGUCUUUUUCAGGUUGUUCCGUCACCCAUUUGGCUGUUCCAUCCUUCUUUUUCUUGGCCAGAUAGGACAAAAUCCCUUUUCACUGUCUUACAGCAUCAGGAGCCUGGAACUAGAGUUACCAUCCCACCAUUUUAGAGGGAGCUGUCCUAAGGGUUCCAUUUCUACUAGCUUCGGGGACUUGCCUUUGUCUUCUGAGCUCUAGAGAUUCUUAUGGUAUGCUCCUCAAAGGUUCCAGGCUGGGGGGUGACCGUGCCUCCCCGGUAGGCCUCAGUGGCCCCAGGUUCUGGGGGGCGUGGGGCUGCUGCUUCAUCCCCAUGGCACUGCCGUCACUCCUGCUGCUGGUGGCAGCCCUGGCAGGUGGGGUGCGUCCUCCCGGGGUGCGGAACCUGACGCUGGCGGUGGUGCUGCCGGAACACAACCUGAGCUAUGCCUGGGCCUGGCCCCGUGUGGGUCCUGCUGUGGCACUAGCUGUGGAGACGCUGGGCCAGGCACUGCCUGUGGACCUGCGGUUUGUCAGCUCUGAAAUGGAUGGUGCCUGCUCUGAGUACCUGGCACCUCUGCGCACUGUGGACCUCAAGCUGUACCAUGACCCCGACCUGCUUCUGGGCCCCGGUUGCGUGUACCCCGCUGCCUCGGUGGCCCGCUUUGCCUCACAUUGGCAUCUUCCCCUGCUGACUGCGGGCGCUGUGGCCUCUGGUUUUGCGGCUAAGAAUGAGCAUUAUCGUACCCUGGUUCGCACUGGCCCCUCUGCUCUCAAGCUGGGUGAGUUUGUAGUGACACUACAUGGGCACUUCAAUUGGACGGCCCGUGCUGCCUUGCUGUAUCUGGAUGCUCGCACAGAUGACCGGCCUCACUACUUCACCAUCGAGGGCGUCUUUGAGGCCCUGCAGGGCAGCAACCUCAGUGUGCAGCACCAGGUGUAUGCCCGUGAGCCAGGGGGCCCUGAACAGGCCACCCACUUCAUCCGGGCCAACGGGCGCAUUGUGUAUAUCUGCGGCCCUCUGGAGAUGCUGCAUGAGAUCCUGCUUCAGGCCCAGAGGGAGAACCUGACCAAUGGGGAUUAUGUCUUCUUUUACCUGGAUGUCUUUGGGGAGAGUCUCCGCGCAGGCCCCACACGCUCUACAGGCCGGCCCUGGCAGGACAAUCGCACCCGGGAGCAGGCCCAGGCCCUCCGAGAGGCCUUUCAGACGGUAUUGGUGAUCACAUACCGAGAACCCCCAAAUCCUGAGUAUCAGGAAUUCCAGCAUCGUCUGCUGAUGAGAGCCCGGGAAGAUUUUGGUGUGGAGUUGGCCCCCUCCCUGAUGAACCUCAUUGCUGGUUGCUUCUAUGAUGGGAUCCUGCUAUAUGCUGAAGUCCUGAAUGAGACAUUACAGGAAGGAGGUACCCGGGAAGAUGGACUCCGAAUUGUGGAGAAGAUGCAGGGACGAAGAUACCACGGUGUAACUGGACUGGUUGUUAUGGACAAGAACAAUGACCGAGAGACUGAUUUUGUCCUGUGGGCCAUGGGAGACCUGGAUUCUGGGGACUUUCAGCCUGCAGCCCACUACUCAGGAGCUGAGAAGCAGAUCUGGUGGACAGGACGGCCUAUUCCCUGGGUGAAGGGGGCUCCCCCCUUGGACAAUCCCCCCUGUGCCUUUGACCUGGACGACCCGUCCUGUGAUAAAACUCCACUUUCCACUCUGGCGAUUGUGGCUCUGGGCACGGGAAUCACCUUCAUCAUGUUUGGUGUUUCCAGCUUCCUCAUUUUCCGAAAACUCAUGCUGGAGAAGGAGCUGGCUAGCAUGUUGUGGCGCAUUCGCUGGGAAGAACUGCAAUUUGGCAAUUCGGAGCGUUAUCAUAAAGGGGCAGGCAGUCGCCUCACGUUGUCACUGGGAAAUGUUGUCGCCAUCAAACACGUGAAUAAGAAGCGCAUUGAGCUGACCCGACAGGUUCUCUUUGAACUCAAACAUAUGAGAGAUGUUCAGUUCAACCAUCUUACUCACUUCAUUGGUGCCUGCAUAGAUCCCCCCAACAUUUGCAUCAUCACUGAGUAUUGUCCUCGUGGGAGCUUACAAGAUAUUUUGGAAAAUGACAGCAUCAACUUGGACUGGAUGUUUCGUUACUCACUUAUUAAUGACCUUGUUAAGGGCAUGGCCUUUCUCCACAACAGCAUUAUUGCAUCCCAUGGGAGUCUCAAGUCCUCCAACUGUGUGGUGGAUAGUCGCUUUGUGCUCAAAAUCACAGACUAUGGCCUGGCCAGCUUCCGAUCAACUGCUGAGCCUGAUGACAGCCACGCCCUCUAUGCCAAGAAGUUGUGGACUGCCCCCGAAGUGCUCGGUGGGAACCCCUUACCAACCACAGGCAUGCAGAAGGCUGAUGUCUAUAGCUUUGGGAUCAUCUUACAAGAGAUAGCACUUCGCAGUGGUCCUUUCUACUUGGAGGGCCUGGACCUCAGCCCCAAAGAGAUUGUCCAGAAGGUCCGAAAUGGUCAGCGGCCCUAUUUCCGGCCAAGCAUUGACAGAACCCAACUGAACGAAGAGCUAGUUUUGCUGAUGGAGCGGUGUUGGGCCCAGGACCCAGCUGAACGGCCAGACUUCGGACAAAUUAAGGGCUUCAUUCGUCGCUUUAACAAAGAGGGUGGCACCAGCAUAUUGGACAACCUCCUGCUGCGCAUGGAGCAGUAUGCCAAUAACCUGGAGAAGUUGGUGGAGGAACGCACACAGGCCUAUCUGGAGGAGAAACGCAAGGCUGAGGCUCUGCUCUACCAAAUUCUACCCCAUUCAGUGGCAGAGCAGCUAAAACGGGGAGAGACUGUACAGGCUGAGGCCUUUGACAGUGUCACCAUCUACUUCAGUGACAUUGUUGGCUUCACAGCCUUGUCGGCGGAGAGCACCCCCAUGCAGGUGGUGACACUUCUUAAUGACCUGUAUACCUGCUUUGAUGCCAUAAUUGACAACUUUGACGUCUACAAGGUGGAGACGAUUGGAGAUGCCUACAUGGUUGUAUCUGGCCUGCCAGGUCGAAAUGGUCAACGCCAUGCCCCAGAAAUUGCUCGGAUGGCCCUAGCAUUACUGGAUGCAGUUUCUUCCUUCCGUAUCCGCCACCGACCCCAUGACCAGCUGAGGCUACGCAUAGGGGUCCAUACUGGGCCAGUCUGUGCUGGGGUUGUUGGCCUGAAGAUGCCCCGCUAUUGUCUUUUUGGAGACACGGUGAAUACUGCUUCUCGAAUGGAAUCCAGUGGUCAAGCCUUGAAGAUCCAUGUUUCCUCUACCACCAAGGAUGCCCUGGAUGAGCUAGGGUGCUUCCAGCUAGAGCUUCGGGGAGAUGUGGAGAUGAAGGGAAAAGGAAAGAUGCGAACUUACUGGCUCCUAGGAGAGCGGAAAGGACCUGCUGGACUCCUGUAAACCCCACUUCUUCCCAAAACAGUCUCCUAUUGCCGGUAUCUGGGUGGGCAGUGGCCACUGUCUCUCCACAUACCAGAAAUGGACAUUGUUAUAUGAGAUGGGAACCAAUGUGCACAAAAAACCUACCUUAGUCAGGAGGCUGUUGCCCUUUGCAGCUCAGUAUUGUACAUAUACCUGCCCGUCUCUGGCCUGGCCCCCUUCCUCCCCAUCUUCUGUAAAUAUCUGUAUCUAAAUCAGAAUAUUUUGGCCAAAUAUAAAACAACAAAAAAAGUCAUGGCACCACAGUCUGGGGUAGAGACAACUACAAUGAAAGGAGGAUACAGGGUAUGGACACGGUGAGUCUCACAGAAUCACUGAAUUAGCAGUAUCGGGAUGAGGGAUGGUCUUUUAUGUCAAGUCUACUCACCAAGUACAGGUAGAAUUAACUUCUUCCCCAUCUCACCAGUACAGACAGAAACAGAUUCCAUAUUCCAUACCAUCACCCCCUUACCACACUCUCUACCGCCCUGCCCUCCUCCCUGACAGGCAAGGGAAGCUAUUUCUUAUAAUGAAUGGGGGUAAUCCUCAGGUUCAUAGGGCAAAGGCUGCCCCAGGGAUAAGGGCACUGGUGUUGUGAAGGUGCAGUUCCUCCGGAAUGGUGUAUCCAGUGUCUUGAUAUUACUGACACCCUGAAGGAAUGCCAAAAUGAGGAAUGAGGACAGAUCCUGCCCUGCCCCACAGCCCCCACUUCCACCAAGCCAGACAGAACAGCCUCUUCCCCCUCUUUCUUUUCUCCCACCCCCAACACCCAGUCACCCUCAUGUACCGGUAGCUGUGGUGCCCUCUGUAUCCAGAAGGUUUCAGGCUGUUCCUGACAGUAGUCAUGAGGCUGUGAGGAAGAGAUACUGCAUAACCCUUCACCUGCAGGGCCUCUCUCAACCUCUGGGCCUCUGUUUCCCACACCCCAUCUGAUCACAGCUAUGCAUGUAGGGUGAAAUGGGUUCUCACCUUUGUGGGGGCAGGAGGCCCUGCUUGCACCAGCUCCAUUCGGUAGUCAUGGUGUGUCACCGAUUUGACCUCAAAAAGCUUCUUUGUGGGUUCCUGUUCUCUCUGUACCUCUUUACUAUAUAGCCCUAUGAGAAGUCAAGGCCAUUCUCUCCCAGUUUUUGUCUCUUCCCUCCCCUUUCCCCUUUUCCCAGCCUCUCACCAGAUCUGGUGGUGCAGGAGCAUCUCCAGCCUGGCUUCGCGCUUCCCUGUAGAAGGGUAGGGAGUGAACAGAGUGGGAGACUGGUUAAGAAGUAGGCUUAGAAGAAACAAAUUUGAGAUAAAGGAAAAUCUUGUUUUUCGGCCCUUAAACCCACUGAACAAUCCGCAGUCCCACCAAAAGUUCCUUCCUCUCUUUUUUUCUCUGAUUAAUGGACUCAUUCUGUCCCUCUUGCUCAUGCUUCACACCUCGAAGUGGCUGGCAGAGGCUUCCUGGGGACUGGUAUGAAUCCUUCUGGGUGGUGCUGGUGGGCAUGGGUGACUGUGGCUGCAGGGUCAGCAGUCCCUGGUGUCCAUGUCGGAAGAAGUAACUCUCAG